Messenger RNA from Gallus gallus (chicken), 7293 nucleotides. It is a transcript of the gene EYS, whose product is annotated as eyes shut homolog. Gene Ontology annotation, biological process: heterophilic cell-cell adhesion; establishment or maintenance of epithelial cell apical/basal polarity. Gene Ontology annotation, molecular function: calcium ion binding. The record is from RefSeq and is a predicted model, not a curated record. Gene Ontology annotation, cellular component: plasma membrane; protein-containing complex. NCBI's taxonomy places the organism in Eukaryota, Metazoa, Chordata, Aves, Galliformes, Phasianidae. The transcript is spliced from 40 exons. Bases 363 to 7094 code for a protein of 2243 amino acids.
GGGUAGGAUUCCUGGUUGGAGAUUUCUCCUUUGCAAAGUUUUUCCCUGUGAGCUUAGAUCUUCAGCGAUGGGUAUGUGCAAAUGGAGGUAGCUGUUUCUAUGAUGAAGGCAACCAAAGAUCUCACUGUGUUUGUGCUCAUGGGUGGACAGGACAAACAUGCCUGGAGAACAUUAAUGACUGUGAAAUAAAUCAGUGCCAACAUGGAGCCACAUGUGAAGAUGAAGUGAAUAAAUACAGGUGCAUAUGUCCCCUUGGUUACACUGGCACUUUCUGUGAAAUUGAUAUAGACAACUGCAUUGGAAACCAGUGCUCUGAGUAUGGUUUCUGCCAGGACCACUUGCAUAAUUACAGCUGUAUCUGCAUGCUUGGAUAUGGAGGACCCUUCUGUGAAGUUGAAAUUAAUGAAUGUUCAAGUUCACCUUGCAAAAAUGGGGGUAUCUGUAUGAAUCUAAUUGGCAGCUUUUCCUGCCAUUGUGCUGAAGGAUUCAAAGGAGAAACAUGUACUGCUCAUGUGAACGAGUGUCUAGACAGACCCUGUUGGAAUGGAGGAACAUGUGAAGAGGACAUAAAUGGCUUCAAAUGCAAUUGCCCUCUUGGAUUUGAAGGUCUUAACUGUGAAAUCAACUUUGAUGAGUGCACUUAUGGCUUCUGCAAAAACAAUUCAACUUGUUUGGACCUGAUUGCAGACUACAGUUGUGUUUGUCCUCCAGGAUUCACUGACAAAAACUGCUCCACAGAUAUUGAUGAAUGCGCCUUCAAGCCCUGCCAAAAUGGGGGCCAUUGCCACAAUUUGAUUGGUGAAUUUUACUGCAGCUGUUUGCCAGGUUUUACUGGUCAGUUUUGUGAAGCGGAUGUUGCUGCCUGCCUCUCACAACCAUGUGGGGCCUCUAGCAUCUGCAAAGACAUGUCUGAUGGCUAUGUUUGUUUCUGUGCACCUGGUUUUAUAGGUAAUAACUGUGAGAUUGAGGUGGAUGAGUGUCUUAGUGACCCUUGUCACAGUGGAGCGACUUGCAUUGAUCAUCUGAACGGCUUCAGUUGCAUCUGUCAGGGUGGAUUUCAAGGCACAACUUGUGAAACAAAUAUAAAUGAAUGUCACUCUUCUCCAUGCCUUCAUAAUGCAACGUGUGCAGACUUUGUUGGUGGCUAUGAAUGUAUCUGUCUACCUGGCUUUACUGGUACAAGAUGUGAAACAGAUAUAGAUGAGUGUGCUUCAUCUCCCUGUAAGAAUGGAGCCACCUGCAUUGACCAACCGGGUAAUUACUUCUGCCAAUGUAUGGCUCCAUUUAAAGGUUUGAACUGUGAGUUUAGGCCUUGUGAGGCCAGUAAUCCCUGUGAGAAUGGAGCUGUGUGCACAGAAGAAAUGAAUUUGGAUGCUUUUCCCCUUGGAUUCCAGUGCCAGUGUGUGAAGGGUUUUGCAGGUCCACGCUGUGAGAUCAAUGUCAAUGAGUGCAGUUCUAACCCUUGCCUCCAUGGAUACUGUUAUGACAUUGUCAACGGCUUCUAUUGCUUGUGCAACCCAGGAUAUGCAGGACUAACAUGUGAGCAGGACAUUGAUGACUGCAUAAACAAUGCUUGUGAGCACAAUUCUACUUGUGUUGACCUGCAUUUGAGAUACCAGUGUGUUUGUCUGCCUGGAUGGGAAGGAACAUUUUGUGAAUAUGAGUCAAAUGAAUGUGACUCAGAGCCUUGUAGAAAUAAUGGCACCUGCACAGAUCUUUUCAACAGCUAUCGAUGCUUGUGUACAGCAGGGUGGACAGGUCCAGACUGCAGUGAAGACAUAAAUGAAUGUGAUUCUGAACCAUGCUUGAACGGAGCUACCUGUUAUGAAUCUGUUAAGCAGGGACAGUUUGUAUGCAUUUGUCCUCCAUUUUAUACUGGUGACUUUUGCCAUCAGCGCUUUAGUCCCUGUGAACUGCCUUACAAUCCAUGCAUAAACAACUCAACUUGCCUGGCACAAGCUGAUGGAAAUCCCAUGUGCAUUUGCAAAACAGGAUAUGAAGGUACUUACUGUGAAGUUAACAGUGACGAGUGCAUCUCCCAUCCAUGCCAGAAUGAAGGUCUCUGUGUGGAUGGGAUAAACAGUUACAGGUGCUUCUGUCAGCAUGGCUUCACUGGGACACUAUGUGAGGUGGAGAUUAAUGAAUGCUUAUCAAGACCCUGCAAAAACAAUGGGACUUGUCUGGACCUCAUAAACAGAUUCAUCUGUAACUGUGCACCUGGAUACUAUGGGUCUUUAUGUGAGAUAGACAUAAAUGAGUGUGAAACUCUGCCGUGCUUGAAUGGAGGAAGCUGCAUCAACAGGCUUGGAGGAUAUCAGUGUUUCUGUUCUCCUGGGUUCACAGGUGAUAGGUGUGAAACAAAUACAGAUGAAUGUAUAUCUACUCCUUGCCUAAACAAUGGAAGUUGCAUUGAUGACAUCAAUUCCUACAAGUGUCACUGCAGAAGUGGUUUCAUUGGAACAAACUGUGAGACAAAUGUUAAUGAAUGCUGGCCAGAGCCUUGUCUUCAUGGAAGAUGUAUAGAUCUCAUUGAUGGAUAUCAGUGCUCUUGUGAAGCAGGAUGGACCAGCUCAAGAUGUGAGAUAAAUAUUAAUGAAUGUGAAUCCGUUCCCUGCAUUAAUGGAGGUUCUUGUCAAGAUUUGGUUAAUGAAUUUGCUUGUAUCUGCCUGACUGGAUACACUGGCAAGUUCUGUGAAUUUGAUAUUGACAUUUGCAAUGAACCUACAGUCAGCUCAGUUCUCUGUCACAAUGGCGGUGUAUGUGUUGAUGGGCCUGGAAGAACUUUUCAUUGCAGGUGUCUUGCUGGAUUUUCUGGACAGUUUUGUGAAAUAGAAGUUAAUGAGUGUAAUUCAUCACCUUGUCUACAUGGUUCAACCUGUGAAGAUCAUGUCAAUGGGUACACUUGUCAGUGUCAAAAAGGAUGGGAAGGCUUGCAUUGUGAGUUAGAUGUUGAUGAGUGCAUAUCCAACCCCUGCAUACAUGGCAUCUGUGUUCAGAGUGACCCUAGUUUUGGUUAUUCCUGUUUUUGCAAGCCGGGAUUUGUGGGACGAAGCUGUGAGCUUAAUUACAAUGAUUGCCUUAUACAAUCCUGCUCCAGUGGGUUUCUCUGCGUUGAUGGAAUAAACAAUAUCACCUGUUUACCUACUAUCUCCCAAAGUAAGAAAACUGAAAUGGCUGAAUUGUUUCCUACUGAAAGUUUAGAUAAUGACCUUCCAUCAGCGCUAGCAGUAUCUAUGGAACUUUGGUCUAAACACGCUAUCCCUGAUUUUCAUACAGAAGAGGUGGCCCAAGAUUUUAGUUAUGCUCGUUAUUAUGGUGAUUCUUACCUGGAAUUUCAAGGCUUGCAUUUAAAUGUGCAAAACUUCAUCCACUUGGAAUUUAAGACCUAUAAACCUGAUGGACUACUCCUAUAUAUUGAAGAGAGCUCGGAAACAAUAGGGCAGUUUUUAAUUCAGCUUUUUAUCAGACAUGGCAUCUUACAGUACCAGUUUGUAUGUGGUAAAGCAACACAAGUCAAAAACAUCACAACUACUGCUAGAGUGGAUGAUGGACAGUGGUAUAAAGUGCAGAUUAGGCAAAACAUGAAACCAUGUGAAGCAGAAAUGUUGAUCCUGGAGGUAUCUGCAAAGACAGGUAUACCUAGCAAUUUCUCAUCCAGUCCAUAUGGGCUUGAAACAGGAUCCAUAUUUGUUGGUGGCUUGCCUUAUUCUUCUGCAAUAAAACAGAUACCGGAACCUGUCUACAAUUUCACUGGCUGUAUACAAGUAAUAGAAAUCAAUAAUGUGGGACCUUUCAACUUCUCUAAUGCUGUGGGAAGAAGGAAUAUUGACAGUUGCAGAACUCCAGUACCUACACAUCUGCCAACACCAUUCCCUACAGUUUCUUCUGAUGUGCUGGCCCUGCCUGAGCUAGUCACGCCCUCUCUGAGUUCCCCUGAGUUGCCAUCUGUAUGCCAGGAGGGAUUGUGCCACAAUGGAGGCACUUGUCAUCCAAUCUCCCUGCCUACUGGGGCCAUCUCAUUUGAGUGUGACUGCCAAUUACACUUCACUGGACGGUUCUGCGAAAAAGACGUAACUCUGUUUAUUCCAUCCUUCAAUGGGAAUUCUUAUUUGGAACUUCCUUCUCUAACAUCUGUAUCUCAGAUGAGGACUGCAUCUGGGCAGGAAACAAGCAAUCUGACAACUCUGUACUUGACAGUGAAAACAACUGCUCCAAGUGGCACUAUUCUUUACACUAGUGAAAAGAAUUUUGGAGAACAGUUUCUUCACUUAUAUCUUGUGGAGGGAAGACCAACAGUUCGAUUCAGUUGUGGAAACUCUCAGAACAUUCUGACUGUAUCUGGCAAUCAAACCAUUAGCAAGGGAAUAUUCAUCCCUAUCAUAAUAAGCUAUAUGUUGCCUGUUAGCAGUCUUGAAGGUUACUGCAUGAUUGAAAUGGCUGCAGACAGAAAUCCUCCCGUACAACACAGACUCCAUCUCUCAUAUCAGGCAUCUCAGAUCACCUUUGGAUCAACCUUUCUUGGGAAUGUUCCUGUUCACAAAGAGGUUCCUGAAUGUGCUGGGCAGAUACGUGGCUAUAAAGGAUGCAUUAGGGAUUUUCAAGUAAACAACAAAGAAUUGUUCAUCAUAGAUGAUGCUCUUGGAGGGAGGAAUGUUGAGAACUGUAAUGUUCCAAUAUGUGAUUACCAUCCCUGUCGCAAUGGUGGAACCUGCACUAGUGAUGCUGAAAAUUGGUUUUGUGAAUGCCCUAAACUCUACUCUGGAAGACUGUGCCAGUUUAUGACUUGUGAUGAAAGUCCAUGUGGAAAUGGUGCUACAUGCUUUCCAAAGUCCAGACAAGAUGUUGUUUGCCUUUGUCCAUAUGGAAGAUCUGGCAUCCUCUGCAAUGAUGUUGUUAAUAUUAGCCAGCCUAGUUUUGGUGGCACAGAUGUCUUUGGAUAUACUUCAUUCCUAGCUUAUUCUACAAUCCCAGAUAUCACCUUCUACUAUGAAUUCCACUUAAAAUUUCAGUUGUUAAACCACCACUCAGCUUUACAGGACAACUUGAUAUUUUUCACUGGACAGAAGGGCCAAGGUCUGAAUGGAGAUGAUUUUUUGGUAUUAGGCCUAUGUGAUGGCAGAGUGGUAUAUAGCUACAAUCUAGGUUCUGGCACAGCAACAAUCAUUAGCAAACCACUUGACCUGACACUCAAUAUUCAUGUCAUCCAUCUUGGCAGAUAUCUCCAGAAAGGCUGGCUGAAGGUGGAUGAUCAGAAGAAUAAAACUACCACUUCUCCUGGAAGAUUGGUUGGACUCAAUGUCUUCAGCCAGUUUUAUUUAGGGGGCUAUCAUGAGUAUACUCCAGAACUCCUACCCAAGGGAUCCAGAUUUAAGAAUGGCUUUCAAGGUUGCAUUUUUGAUGUGCAAGUUCGCACCAACAUGAAUCAGGAGUUCAAAUCACCAGGGACUCCAGAAGGUCACCCCAAUUCUGGUCGCAGUGUUGGGCAAUGUAAAGCCUCUCCAUGCAGUUUAAUAAAAUGCAGAAAUGGUGGGAAGUGCAUGGAAAGUGGCUCUACCGUUUAUUGUGACUGCCUGGCUGGAUGGAAAGGUGCAUUUUGCACAGAAAUGGUGACAGUAUGUGAUCCAGAGCAUGAUCCUCCACAUCUGUGCAAGCAAGGCGGUACCUGUGUGCCAUUGCCUAAUGGCUACAUGUGUCACUGUCCUCUAGGAACGAGCGGUACCUAUUGCGAACAAGAUAUUUCCAUCAGUGAUCCAUCUUUCCGAAGUAACGAAUCAUCAUGGAUGUCAUUUGCACCCUUUUAUAUCCGACAUAAGACCCAUAUCAAACUGCAGUUCCAGCCUCUUUCUCCAGAUGGUAUCCUGUUUUACACUGCACAGCGUUUGGGUACUCAGUCAGGUGACUUUCUAUGUAUAUCAUUAGUAAAUGGAUUUAUACAGCUACGCUACAAUCUUGGAGACAAAACAAUUGUCCUACAGGCUCUUCAGAAGGUCCAUGCUGAUGGGCAGACCUGGCAUGUGCUCAAAGUAGGAAGAGUUGGUAACGAAGGCUACGUGGAUCUGGAUGGCAUCAACAUUACCCAUACAGCCAGUGCUGGGAUGAAUGUGCUGGACACGCACACAGAUUUUUAUGUUGGAGGGGUAUCCUCUCUAAAUCUUGUGAAUUCAAUGGCAACAGAAAAUGAACCCACAGGUUUCAGUGGCUGCAUACGAGAAAUUGUUAUAAAUGACAAAGAACUGAAGCUGACUGUGACAGAUCCCAAAGGUGGAGCAAAUAUUGGUGACUGUGAUGGAACAGUCUGUGGGUAUUCAGUGUGCAAAAAUAAUGGAACGUGUCAAGUUGAAAGCUCAGGCUUUUCUUGUUCCUGCCCACAAGGGUGGAUAGGGAACACAUGUGAAGAGUCUGUUCAUUGCUUGCACAACAGAUGUAGGUCUCAAGCUCUCUGUAUUCCUCAGCCCGCUUUGCUUUCAUACACCUGUGUAUGUCCACUAGGCUGGUCAGGUAAGCAUUGUGACAGCAAAAUCAGCUUUUUUACAGCAAAGUUUGUUGGUAACUCCUACAUCAAGUACAUAGAUCCCCUUUAUGGAAAAAGAGACCUCCAGUACAGCCGUAUUUCAUUAAACUUCACUACCAAUCAAAUUGAAGGCUUAAUGGUGUGGCUGGGAAAAGCUGAAGAUGAAGACAAUGAUUUCCUUGCCAUUGGUCUUGCCAAUGGAAGGUUAAAAGUUGUGAUUAAUCUUGGAGAAAGAAUCUCUGUUCCAAUGAUUCAUAGCAAAGAUUCCAUCUGUACCGAUGAAAGAUGGCAUUUUGUUACCGUAAUUCAAAACCAAACUUGUAUUAAGGUAUAUCUUGAUGAGGAGCUAAUUAUUUUUGAAGAUAUUGAUCCACACAGAAAAUACACUGCUUUAAACUAUGGCGGAAUUUGUUAUUUCGGUGGGUUUGAAAUUGGCAGAAAAGUCCAUACAGCCACUGCAGGGCUCUUCCAGAAGGAAUUCAUUGGUAAAAUUAAAGAUAUUGCACUCUUCCAAGAUUCUAAAAAGAUUCAGCUCAUGAAAGGAGAAGGUUAUAACGUUCAUAAUGGAGAUCACAGAAAUUAAUUGAAGCACUAAUUAAGAUUCCUUAAAAUUGAUGCAUUUCAUUUUUGUACUGCCUCUUGUAUUAAGCUGAUGAUCUAGGAUUUGUAAACCGCAAUAAGUAAAAUUGUUCCUAAUCCUUUUUCUGUUAAGGAUAGGCAUUAGUAACAUACGUAAAACGUGGCCAGAAUUUUUACUUUACUGCUAGGUAUUUAUAUAUACU